AUGCGCUGGGUGAGAUAUGAGGGCGAUGGCGGGGCUGUGUUCGGAAUUGUGGAGGGCGAUGAGGUUGCGGAGGUGAGCGGCAGCCCGUUCGAUGAGUAUGAGCGGACGGGGAAGCGACAGGCGCUGGCGGAUGUGCGCUUGCUGAUUCCGUUCGAGCCGAAGACAUUCUACGCGGCGGGCGUGAACUACGAGGAGCAUGUGCGUGAGGCUGCUGUGCUGUUGGGACGCGAGCCGGACAUUCCGCAGAAGCCGGACAUCGGCUAUCGGGCGAACAACGCGCUCAUCUCGCAUGGCGAGGCUAUCGUGAAGCCUGCCGACUCGACGGAGCGCUUUCAGUAUGAGGGCGAGCUUGUGGUGGUCAUAGGCAAGGAGGCGAAGCACCUGUCUGAGGAGGAUGCGCUGUCUUGCGUGCUGGGCUAUACCAUCGGCAACGAUGUGAGCGAGCGCACAUGGCAGGCUGGCGACCGCACGCUUUGGCGAGCGAAGAACAGCGAUACUUUCAAGCCGAUGGGCCCGUGGAUCGAGACGGAUGUUGAACUGGACUCGCUGCGGACGACGGUGCGGAUUAACGGCGAGGUGGUGUCGGACUUUGCGACGAACAAUAUGGUGUUCGGCGUGGAGACGUACAUCAGCGCGAUGACGCGCUACCUGACGCUGUAUCCGGGCGACAUGAUUUGGAUGGGCACGGACGGCGCGACGCAGAACAUGAAGGUUGGCGAUGUGUGCGAUGUGGAGAUAAGCGGGAUUGGCACGCUGAGCAAUCCAAUUGCCAGCGAAAGCUAA
Messenger RNA from Geodia barretti, 783 nucleotides. The record is from the annotation of a GenBank genome assembly. NCBI's taxonomy places the organism in Eukaryota, Metazoa, Porifera, Demospongiae, Tetractinellida, Geodiidae.